Lodderomyces elongisporus is the source of this 1212-nucleotide messenger RNA. Its product is annotated as transcription factor IIF subunit. The transcript has a single exon. Lineage: Eukaryota; Fungi; Ascomycota; Pichiomycetes; Serinales; Debaryomycetaceae. Bases 1 to 1212 code for a protein of 403 amino acids. Gene Ontology annotation, biological process: transcription by RNA polymerase II; transcription initiation at RNA polymerase II promoter. The record is from RefSeq and is a predicted model, not a curated record. Gene Ontology annotation, cellular component: transcription factor TFIIF complex.
AUGAGCUCUAUCAAGACUAGCCCUGUGAAGAAAGAAGCAACGCCAAACCCAUCGCCAACCAAAAGAGUCGAUGUGGCCAAAAAUGAAGCAAAAGAAGGAAAUGAGGUGGGUGAAGAAGGACUCGCUGCAGCUGACAUUGGGGACUUCGAUGAAGAUCCUUCUAUAUUAUCUGACCCAGAGGAUUAUCUAGAUGAGAAUGAGACUUUGGAUAUGAACCUUUCACGAGGAGAUCAAAAAGUAUGGUUAGUCAAAUUACCAAAAUACUUGAUGGAACAAUGGAGCAACCCCGAGAAUAUAAAGAGUGGCAAGCUACUAGGAAAUGUGAAAAUUAGAAAGGACAAUAAGGGCAAACUAGAUGUAAGGUUGGUCUUGGAUAAGAAAUUGCCAAGCAUACCACAGGAAUACGAUAUCAAGAUGUUAAAUACACAAGUACGGAACACAUAUGCAUUUACUGAAGAGAACCUUAAAAAGUUUAAACAAGAACUUACAGAAGUCAGUGGCAUGCCUACACAACCUGUGUUGAAAGAUGUUGACGAAAAGAAGAAGAAGAAAUUCCAACCAAGGCGGAAGUUCAAAUACUUUCGAGUACAGAAAAAUGGAGAGAAUGGUGGCGCUGGUCCUAUCCGAAAAUACAUUCCAUUUGUUAAAACCAUUCCUAAAAAGACAAGUCUUUUGGGUAAAGUCUGUCAUGAUUGUACUGUUGUGCCACUGAGAAAUGACAGUAGUUAUGCUGAGCUACUCAAGAAACGCGAGUCUCUAGUCAAGGCACCAGAGAGACCAAAAGUGACAUUGCUUAAUGAGAUUCCUGGUGUUAUUCAGUCCAAUGCUGGACCUUCAAUUAAAGGUAACAAUACAUCGGUAUUUUUGAAGUCUACGCAACCCAAGAGUAAAUCAGAAGGAAGGGCCAUCAGAAUGCCGAGAAAAGACCUUUUGGACCUUUUGUUUAGAUGUUUUGAGGAAUAUGAGUAUUGGUCAAUUAAAGGUUUGAAGGAGCGCACAAAGCAGCCGGAGUCGUACUUGAAGGAGUCGUUGGAGUCCAUAGCCACUUUAAUCAAGAAGGGUCCUUAUACUUCAAAAUGGGCUUUGAAAGCCGAGUACAAGAAGUUGAGAGAUGCAGAAAGGGCUGCUAGGUUGGGAUUGACCGAAGAGCAAGAUAAGGAAAAGGAAAAUGAAGAAGAAGAUGACGAUGAAGACAUGGAGGAUGUUAUAUAA